Molecule: messenger RNA, 537 nt
Organism: Silurus meridionalis
Lineage: Eukaryota; Metazoa; Chordata; Actinopteri; Siluriformes; Siluridae
Gene: dynlt2b
Product: dynein light chain Tctex-type 2B
Exons: 5
Coding region: 59-433 (124 amino acids)
Biological process (GO): microtubule-based movement
Cellular component (GO): cytoplasm; cytoplasmic dynein complex
Molecular function (GO): dynein intermediate chain binding
Source: RefSeq, a predicted model, not a curated record
AGUGACGUUCCCGCUGUUGUUAUAGUAACGGCGGUGUGUACAUGUUUUAGUGUGAACGAUGACGGAGACUGAAGAGGGUUCCAACACUUUUCUCAUCAGACCGAAAUAUGAGCACAAGUUCAGAGUGCCUGUGGUGAAGGAUUGUAUUAAAGAGAUCUUAAGAGAGCAUUUAUCAGGAGUUCAGUAUAAUCCUGAGGAAAUACCAUCACUCACACAAACACUUACGGAAGCCAUUAAAGACCGCAUUAAAGAUCUGGAUUUAGACAGAUACAAACUGGUUGUACACGUGAUGAUCGGAGAGCAGAGAGGACAGGGAGUGACGAUGAUGUCUCGCUGUUUCUGGGAUUCAGACACUGAUGGCUGUGCUAAAGAAGUUUACAUGAAUGAAAGCAUGGUGUGCGUGGCUGCUGUAUUUGGAGUGUAUUAUUACUGAUAGAGGACCAGAAGCUCUGAUCAAAACACACACACCCCACACACACAUACACACACUCGUCUUUGCUUUUUUUGUGUGUAAGAUAUAAAUAGUUUUGAAAUGUA